GAAUAGCUGCAGCCUGCAUUGUGAAUGGCCCGAGCCGUGUUAACGCAGUGUUUCCUUAACAGGCAGGAGAGCGCUGCAAGAUGGCAACUGCUCAGAAGCAAAGGAGCUGUGCGAGUGCAGUUGUGUUUCCUACCAAAAUAGCCACAGAGCAGCAGUCCCUGAUGCUAGUGAAGAGGCUCCUGGCAGUAGCAGUGUCCUGCAUUACGUACCUGAGAGGGAUCUUCCCUGAGAGUGCCUACAGGACACGAUACAUGGAUGAUGUCUGUGUCAAAAUCCUGAGGGAAGACAAGAACUGUCCUGGCUCCACUCAGCUGGUGAAAUGGAUGUUAGGAUGCUACGAUGCCUUGCAGAAGAAAUACGUCUAUACCCAUCCAGAAGAUCCUCAGACCAUCACAGAGUGUUACCACUUCAAAUUCAAGUACACCAGCAAUGGGCCCCUCCUGGACUUCAGCAGUAAGGACACAGGGAAUAACUCCACCAUCACCUGUGCAGACACCAAGAAAGCCAGCAUCCUCCUCAUCCGCAAGAUCUACGUCCUGAUGCAGAACCUGAGCCCCUUACCAAAUGAUGUUUGCCUCACUAUGAAGCUGUUCUAUUAUGAUGAAGUUACACCACCUGAUUACCAACCCCCUGGCUUUAAAGAGGGUGAAUGUGAGGGGAUGAUAUUUGAAGGGGAGCCCAUGUAUUUGAACGUGGGUGAAGUGCCAACGCCUUUUCAUAUGCUGAAAGUAAAAGUGACAACUGAAAAGCAACGAAUGGAAAAUGUUGAUAAAAGCAUCCUGAAGAGAGGAGAGACAAAUGUGCCUCUCCAGGUGAUCCGAGUGGACAGGGAUGAUCCAGAAGAGGAGAACCGCGACAUGAAUGAAAAUCCCAGCCUGGAUAACAAAGUGGAAGAGAGGAAUAAUGUGAAGAUUUCAGAAGCUCAAGAACCACACUUAACUUGUGAGGAAGAUGGAGUUACAAAGGCUGGGGAGAACCAGAAUUCGUCUGUUUCUAACCCUCAGGUGGAUCACUUGGCAAGUAAAACAUCUCAACUUAAUAUGUCAGAGAGCAGGACAAGGAGUGGGAAGCUAUUCCAGGCCAGCACUGUUCAUCCGUUUGAGCUCUCAUCUAGUCAAGAUGUGCUGCCAAAAAGGAGGAAGAUCAGUGAACCAAAGGAGCAGUUCUAGAUGCCCGUGUGCAGCUGGUCCUUCACAGAGUUCUCCACACCACUUCCAUGUUGUCGUUGAAUGCGAAUGUUCCUAUUGAAAUGGCUGUUAGGGAUCGUUUUGGUUCUGCUUGUAUCCAAACUGGUCAGUUUUGAAAGGAAAAAAGCCUGUCAAGAAGCCCAGUUGAAGAGAUCAGAAGUUAUUUUUCAUAGGAGGCUGUAUCCCAUUGGGA
Messenger RNA from Pezoporus occidentalis (night parrot), 1380 nucleotides. RefSeq names its product HORMA domain containing 1 (gene HORMAD1). The record is from RefSeq and is a predicted model, not a curated record. Bases 81 to 1169 code for a protein of 362 amino acids. The transcript has 12 exons. NCBI's taxonomy places the organism in Eukaryota, Metazoa, Chordata, Aves, Psittaciformes, Psittacidae.